UGGCGUGAGAUGAACAAUGUAUUUAUCAAUAUUUGGAAAUUCUUCAAGUUUGUUCACGGAAUUAUUUCAGAAAAAAUGCUGGCUGGUAGAAAAAAUGAGGAAGUGAUUGAGGGAAAUUCUGGUAGUGAUUAUCUGGGAAUCAUGGAUGGAAAUUCGUUUAGGAAUUUUUCUCUGGUAGAUCUGCCAGGCAUUUGUGGUGAACUGGAGUGCAUCGUGAAUAAUCUCAAAAACUCAACUAAUAUUGAGUACCUCUUAUACGAUUAUCCCGGAAUCCUUGAGGAACGCUUGAGGGACAAUAUAGGGGAGAUUGAAGUUCUACUGAAGGAGAUAAAAAGUGUAAAUUCCAAUAUUCAGCAGCUGAACCAGCAGCAUCUUCUCUUCUCCAAAGAACAAAUUUCACUAAAGAAAACUCUCAAGAAACUCAAAGACAAUGAAAUUCGAGAGAUGGAGACUGUGGUUUCUCUUUUUGAUAACGCGAUGUUUAUCCAAUGGGAGAAUGCUAAAAACAGCCGGAAAGUAGAAGUCCUCGAGCGGUUUCUGUCAGAUGUUAUGAGUAAACAACUAGCUCUGGAAAAUCUAAACAUUUUGGCGACGAGGAAGCUGACGAAUUUGAAAAAAUAUCCUAAGGGAAAAGUCACGAAUACCAAGUUCAUAGAGAGUAAUUCAGCCCCAACUCUCUCCCCUGAAAAUCCUGAAGUGCAAAAAAUUCCGCCAGCUCCACCCCUGCCGCACUGGCCUCUCCCUAAUUUCACAAACUGCAAUCUUUUUUUCCCAACAGACGAUCCAAACAGAAUAACAUCAAUAGAAGAGUUGGACUGACUCCAGAAACUUCUCUUACCGACUCAGUAAUGACCCAUGGCAGUUUAGGAAGAAAACUGAGG
Molecule: messenger RNA, 881 nt
Organism: Fopius arisanus
Lineage: Eukaryota; Metazoa; Arthropoda; Insecta; Hymenoptera; Braconidae
Exons: 5
Coding region: 10-819 (269 amino acids)
Source: RefSeq, a predicted model, not a curated record